GCCCAUUAUCAUGUGUUAUCUCCAUUGAGUAAAGGAUUAUUUAAAAGAUCUAUUCUGCAGAGUGGCACUGCUACCAUGAUUGGGUACUUCCAGUCCGAUGCAUCGAGAUCUAACAAGAUAGCACAUGGUCAGGGUAAACUUGUUGGAUGUGAGAAAGAGAACAGUAAAGAGCUUAUUAAAUGACUUCGCACUGCACCAGCCGAAGGGUUUAUAAAUUCAUCGGAUCCAGGAACGGGAGUCAUUGCAAAUGCUACCGGGCUUGCAGAUAUAUUUAUACCAUUCCCACCAACUAUGGAUGGUGUAUUUCUGACGAAAGACCCAAAAGAUGGAGGAAAUGUUUUCAAUGGCGAGGAAUUGAUAAUUGGCACUAUGGCUGACGAAGGAUUCAUGAUGUACUACAUGUUAUUUCCGGAUGAAGACAGCGAGUUAACUGUGAACAAGACUGUGUAUGAUGAAAUGUAUGCCAUGUAUAUUCCAGAUAAGAACCAAGCUGUUUUAGACGUAAUCAAACUAAUUUACAUAGACUGGGACCACGCUGAUGAGGAGAAUGCCAACUACCUCUCAGCGUUGAAUCACAUGGGAGGGGAUAUGAUAAUGGUUUGUCCCACUGACGUAGCUGCACGCGCUUUUUAUCGUGCCGGACUCAAUACGUAUUUAUACCAGAUGACACACGCACCGGCAAAGUCAAUCUGGCCUAUCAAAACUGGCAUGGCACUUCAUGGAGAUGACAUCCAGUUUGUCUUUGGUUACACUCUGCUAUCCGAGAUGCAGCUAGCUCUUGGUGGUGACGAGAAGACUUUGUUUAAGCAGACGCCAAAAAAAGAUGAUAUAAAUGUGUCCUUAAAGAUCAUGAAGUACUGGACCAAUUUUGCCAAAACUGGUAAUCCUAAUCGUAGUUCUGCAAGUGAUGAAGAUAACAACGAUGACUGGCCAUUGUUUACAGUGCCUGGUUUAGCGUAUAAACAACUCUCAUUAUCAAUGGAGAAUAGUAACGCAUUGAAAGCAAGAGAAUGUGCAUUCUGGAAUCAAUUUGAACCAAAGCUUCAGAAAUCUGGUGAAACUUGUGAGAGCAAAGAAGAAUCCAAAUACUCUGAAGAAGCAAACAAGCCUUAGAAUUAUCACCAUGCAAGAUUAACCCAACACUUUCAGAUUUAUAUAUAUAUAUAUGCGAAUAUCUACGUAGUGAGGGAAGUAUAACAAGUAAUUUUGAAGUGAUCGACCUGAUCAUUGUUGGCACUCAAAUUAAUUCCUGAAUUACAAGCAAAUAUUCUUCAGUUUUUCAUUUGAUUGUAAACUUUUUGUCAGUCAUUUUCUUUUUUCGUAAAUUUACAAUUGUGAUUGGACCUAUUGAUUGGAAGUGAUGUUAAUUAAGUAACACUGAAUACAUAUCAUAUA
Molecule: messenger RNA, 1395 nt
Organism: Saccoglossus kowalevskii
Lineage: Eukaryota; Metazoa; Hemichordata; Enteropneusta; Harrimaniidae
Product: acetylcholinesterase-like
Biological process (GO): acetylcholine catabolic process; choline metabolic process
Cellular component (GO): plasma membrane
Molecular function (GO): acetylcholinesterase activity
Source: RefSeq, a predicted model, not a curated record